Molecule: messenger RNA, 2351 nt
Organism: Phragmites australis (common reed)
Lineage: Eukaryota; Viridiplantae; Streptophyta; Magnoliopsida; Poales; Poaceae
Product: HIPL1 protein-like
Exons: 7
Coding region: 16-2253 (745 amino acids)
Source: RefSeq, a predicted model, not a curated record
AGUGCCGGUAGACAAAUGUCUUCCUUCCACUUGCCGUCCAUAUUUAAACCCAACUCACAUGCCAUUGCCGCCUCCUCCCUCCGCUCCCAAGAAAUCUACCUGUCUCCUCGCCGCCGCGCCGCUCAGCCGUGCCAGCGAGAGCCAAGGCCCAAGAUGCGGAGGCCUCUCCCUGCGGCGCGCGCGGGAGUCUCGCUCCUCCUCCUCUGCUGCUGCCUCGCCGCCUGGUCGCCGGCCUCGCGCGCCCUCCCGCUAUGCACCGACGGAAGGGCGCCGGUGGCGCAGAACAGGACGUUCGCCUUCUGCUCCUCCUACAGCGGGGGCAGCAGCAGCUGCUGCGACGCCGCCGCGGACGCCGCGCUGCGGAGGCAGUUCGAGGCCAUGAACGUCUCCGACGCCGCGUGCGCCGGCGUCGUCAAGUCUCUCCUGUGCGCGAAAUGUAAUCCUUUUUCAGCUGAGCUGUUCAACUCAAGCUCAAAGAUUUCAAUGGUUCCUCACCUAUGCAACUAUACUUCUUCAGCAAGUUCUGUUCAAUCAAAAGAUUCUACGCAAGACUACUGUAAACUAGUUUGGGAGACUUGCAAAAAUGUGAAAAUAGUGAACUCUCCUUUUCAACCUCCCUUGCAAGGAAGUGCAAGGCUACCUAGUUCAUCGUCUAAGCUUACCGAUGUCUGGCAGUCAGGAAAUGACUUCUGCACAUCAUUUGGUGGCUCAUCUGAUGACCAGUCUCUAUGCUUCAAUGGAAAUGCAGUUUUCUUUAACACUACAGAACCAUCACCGUCUCCUAAAGGUAUAUGCCUUGAGAGAAUAGGCAAUGGAUCCUACCUGAACAUGGUUCCACACCCUGAUGGAUCCAACAGGGUUUUCUUGUCUAGCCAAGCUGGAAAGAUAUGGUUGGCAACCCUCCCAGAACAAGGCUCUGGAGGCACUUUACAAUUAGAUCAGGAAAACCCAUUUCUUGAUCUAACUGAUGAAGUGCAUUAUGAUUCUGAGUUUGGACUCAUGGGUAUAGCAUUUCAUCCCAAGUUCGCUAUCAAUGGGCGCUUCUUUGUUUCUUAUAAUUGUGAUAGAACUCGGUCACCUAGCUGUGCGGGUAGGUGUUCAUGUAAUUCUGAUGCUGACUGUGAUCCUUCGAAGCUUGGUCCUGAUAAUGGUGCUCAGCCGUGCCAGUACCAAGUUAUUGUUUCGGAGUAUUCUGCAAAAGUCUCCUCAUCAAAUGUUUCUGAGGCAACAUCUGCAAAUCCAUCCGAGGUUAGAAGGAUUUUUACAAUGGGACUGCCGUAUACAGCUCACCAUGGAGGACAAAUACUGUUUGGACCAACAGAUGGAUACCUUUACCUUAUGAUGGGGGAUGGUGGAAACAAAGGUGACCCUUUUAAUUUCUCUCAGAAUAAGAAAUCACUUUUGGGGAAAAUAAUGAGGCUUGACAUUGACGGCACACAAAGCCAGAGUAGAACCAUUAGCCAAAGCUUAUGGGGUAACUAUUCUAUUCCAAAGGACAAUCCAUUUGCGGAUGACAGAGACUUACAACCAGAGAUAUGGGCUUUGGGUUUUAGCAACCCAUGGAGAUGCAGUUUUGAUUCUGAAAGACCUUCCUACUUCUACUGUGGAGAUGUUGGGCAGGAUGCGUACGAAGAGGUAGAUUUGAUCUCCAAGGGUGGAAACUACGGAUGGCGUGUAUAUGAGGGGCCAUAUAUUUAUCAUCCACAAUGGUCACCUGGAGGGAAUACGUCACUUGACUCCAUAAAUGCCAUCUUCCCUGUCAUGGGCUACGACCAUUCUGCUGCCAACAACAAUAUUGGAUCUGCAUCAAUUACAGGUGGAUAUGUUUAUCGAGGGUCUACAGAUCCCUGCUUAUAUGGAAGGUACCUUUACACUGAUCUGUAUUCAUCGUUGAUGUGGAUCGGCACAGAGACCCCAGAGGGUAGUGGAAAUUACACCUCAGCUGUGGUACCAGUGAGCUGCUCCAAGAACUCCCCGAUUGCCUGCGAAUCCGCCGCUGGGAACUCCGACCCAUUAUUUGGUUACAUUUUCUCAUUUGGAGAGGAUAAUAACAAGGAUAUCUUCGUUCUGGCGAGCAAAGGCGUCUACCGAGUUGUCAGGCCUAGCCUGUGCGGCUACACCUGUCCCGCAGAGAAACCGGCAACCAACAACGGGACAACGCCAUCCGGCCCUUCGUCUUCAGCUCCAGCAACACAACUAGGGAAGUCAUUGGCGGUAGCUUUGGCGUUGAUUGUAUGUGCAUUGUACUCUUGAGAUGCCCAUCCGGCCUGUUCUUCGGUAUAGUCUCCUUCACGCUUGCUGUGCAGCCUUGACGAAUCUACUUGUUUGUAUGAUAGCAGCGGUUUUCGUAA